Molecule: messenger RNA, 1299 nt
Organism: Plasmodium gallinaceum
Lineage: Eukaryota; Apicomplexa; Aconoidasida; Haemosporida; Plasmodiidae
Product: conserved Plasmodium protein, unknown function
Exons: 1
Coding region: 1-1299 (432 amino acids)
Source: RefSeq, a predicted model, not a curated record
AUGGAAGAAAAAUUUUUGCAAACACAUAUUACUUUAUUAUUUUAUUUAAUAUUGCUAUUUUAUUUAAAAAAUUUUACUGUAAAUUUUAUAGAAAUUCCGAAAAAAAUACUUCAUUAUAUAAAAGUUUAUUAUUCCUUUUUAAUUAUAUUGACAGCUGUGGGAUUUUUUAGUCGUUUAAUUAUAUUAAUACAAAUAUUUAUAGUACAAAAAAUUAAUGAAAUUCUUAAUAAAUUUCUAAAUAGUAAUUCUAAAAAUGUAAAAAUAAAAAAAAAUAUAAGAUUUAACAAAGAUUCAAGUAAACUGAAGUUAAAAAAAAAAAAACUAAGUGAUAUAGAUAAUAAUUUUAAAUACUUAAAAAAUAAUAAUUUAGACAAAUUAAAUCAUGAUAAAUUUUCCAAAGGAAAUAUUGAUUUGAAUAAAAAAAAUUAUAUAAAUCAUAAUCAAGAUGCAAAUAAAUAUGAUAAAAAAAGGGAAGCAUAUAUCCCCUAUAUAAUAAAAAAAAGAAAAAAAAAUAAGGAAAAAAAUAUAGAAAAUGAUCAAAUUAAGAAUGAAGAUAUAAAGAGAAAAGCGAAAGAUAAAAUGAAAAAUGAUCAAGAUACAGAAACUUAUCUUGAAACAAAAGAAAACACAAAUUUUGAUUAUUCAUAUAAGCAAAAAUAUAAUUUUUUUACACAUUUCUCCAAUGUAUCAUAUAAUGAGGAAAAUUCUGUAGAAAAAAAUAAUAAUAUGAAUUGUAAUAAAAAUAAUAAUGUAAAUAGUAAUACAACUGAACAUUUAGAUAACGAUUUAUAUAACAGCAAAAAUAAAUAUACUAAUAAUAAUAUAAAAAACGAUAUAAAAACCAAUUCAAAUAAUAAUAUUUAUAAUAACCCCAAUAACAGUUUCAUUAAUUAUAGAGAUAGCAAUUGCAGCUAUACAUGUGUCAAUGAAAUGAAUAAAAAAAUAAAUGAUACUUUUACAAAAUCAGAAAAAAUACCAUUAAAAUCUAUACUAAAAAAAAAUAUUUUAUCAAAUGAUUCCUUAAAAAUUAAAAAUAAUCAAAAAGUUAAGAGUGACAAACAUAUACGAUUUAAUGCUGAUAUUGAAACGUAUUUUUUUGAAAAAAAUUCUUUUGAAGAGGACGCAUAUAACAAUGACAAUGAUAGCAAGCAAAAAUUUUAUAGAAUAUUUGACGCUUAUAAUUUAACUAAUACGAAUAUAUUCAGUUAUUGUAAUGUGAGUUAUAAUUUAAAUUUAGUUUUUAACGAUGUAAUUAAUUCGUUUUUUGUUUAUAAAGACAAAUUAGUUAAAAAGUUUUAA